CUAUCGCAUGAACGGAAGAGGAUGAGCCGACGGGGAGGGUUUAGAGAAGAAACUGAAUUCGGCCGACGAUAUGGGAAAGCGGAUCUUGAUCGAGUUGGUUUCUUCGACGAUAUACCAAAUGCGUCGCACGAUCCAUACGUUCCACCGACCGUGAUAGCCUUUGAAAAGGGUCGUCAGUUGCUUCCCGGCCCACCCCAACAACUUUUCGAGAAAGAAUUCCAACGAAUUUUCAAGGGUGAAGCACUCACCAAACCAAUAUCGCAGGUAAUUAAAAGAGUUACUGGAUUAUUUGAAUUCCAUCGAGAUCUUUCGGAAUUCUAUUAUAUUAGCAACGUUGUUCGCUAAAAUUUGUAGAAAAUUAACAGGCUCGAGUUUUAUAUAAAUUGUUUAUGUAAUUGUAUGAUCAUUAACGAACGUAUCGAAAUUCAAAGUAAAUCAAUUCUUUGUUAUUUCAAAAUACUAUCUUUUUA
Messenger RNA from Vespula vulgaris, 470 nucleotides. RefSeq lists its product as uncharacterized. The record is from RefSeq and is a predicted model, not a curated record. Lineage: Eukaryota; Metazoa; Arthropoda; Insecta; Hymenoptera; Vespidae. Bases 22 to 345 code for a protein of 107 amino acids. The transcript is spliced from 2 exons.